Messenger RNA from Odocoileus virginianus texanus, 1941 nucleotides. NCBI's taxonomy places the organism in Eukaryota, Metazoa, Chordata, Mammalia, Artiodactyla, Cervidae. The record is from RefSeq and is a predicted model, not a curated record.
AUGGAUGCUGCGGGAAGGGGCUGCCAUUUGCCGCCCCUGCCAGCGGCGCGCGGACCUGCUUGCUCUCCUGCGGUGGCAGCAGCCGUCAGCGCCGACCGCCGGCCCGGCCUCUGCAGCGGCGGCGCCUCGGCUCCCUCUGCGGCCGCCGGAGCGGUCGCCAUGAACCCCAGCUCCUCGGCGGGAGAGGAGAAGGGGGCGACGGGCGGCAGCAGCAGCAGCGGAAGCGGCGCCGGGAGCUGCUGCCUGGGCGCCGAGGGCGGCGCGGACCCGAGGGGCGCGGGGGCAGCGGCGGCCGCUGUCCUGGAAGAGCCCGGGGCCGCCGGCCCGAAAGAGAAGGACGAGGCACUGGAGGAGAAGCUGCGGAACUUAACUUUCCGGAAGCAGGUCUCUUACAGGAAAGCAAUCUCUCGAGCAGGCCUGCAGCACUUGGCUCCUGCGCAUCCCCUCAGCCUUCCUGUUGCAAACGGUCCAGCGAAGGAGCCCAGAGCGACUCUGGACUGGAGCGAAAAUGCCGUGAACGGAGAGCACCUGUGGCUGGAGACCAACGUCUCGGGAGACCUGUGCUACCUGGGGGAGGAGAGCUGCCAAGUCAGAUUUGCAAAAUCCGCUCUCAGGAGGAAGUGUGCGGUCUGUAAGAUUGUCGUCCAUACCGCCUGCAUUGAACAGCUAGAAAAGAUUAAUUUCAGAUGUAAACCAACUUUUCGAGAAGGAGGUUCAAGAUCACCAAGAGAAAAUUUUGUGCGUCACCAUUGGGUGCACCGGCGUCGGCAGGAAGGAAAGUGUAAGCAGUGUGGGAAGCUGUUACAGAAAAAGUCUAAUUUUGCACCAAAAGAAAGUGUAGCUUUAGGAUGCUCAAGGUGUUCUCAGUCAUUUCACAAUAAGGUGACCUGCUUCAUGCUGCAUCAGAUUGAGGAACCCUGCUCCCUGGGGGCGCAUGCUGCUGUUAUUGUUCCGCCCACCUGGAUCAUUAAGGUGAAGAAACCUCAGAACUCCCUGAAGGCGUCCAAUCGGAAGAAGAAGAGAACAAGCUUUAAAAGAAAAGCCAGCAAAAGAGGAACCGAACAGGAAAACAAAGGUCGUCCUUUUGUGAUAAAACCUAUCUCUUCUCCGCUCAUGAAACCUUUGCUUGUGUUCGUGAACCCCAAGAGUGGAGGCAACCAGGGAACCAAAGUCCUGCAGAUGUUCAUGUGGUACCUGAAUCCACGGCAAGUCUUUGACCUUUCUCAGGAAGGACCGAAAGAUGCGCUUGAGCUGUAUAGGAAGGUACCAAACCUGCGGAUUCUGGCCUGUGGUGGGGAUGGAACGGUGGGCUGGAUCCUUUCCAUCCUGGAUGAACUGCAGCUGAGUCCUCAGCCUCCUGUCGGGGUCCUUCCUCUGGGGACCGGGAAUGACCUGGCUCGGACUCUCAACUGGGGAGGGGGCUACACUGAUGAGCCGGUUUCUAAGAUCCUUUGCCAAGUAGAAGAUGGGACGAUUGUACAGCUGGAUCGCUGGAACCUCCACGUGGAAAGAAAUCCAGACUUGCCUCCUGAAGAACUGGAAGAUGGCGUGUGUAAGCUUCCUCUGAAUGUUUUCAAUAACUACUUCAGCCUUGGAUUCGAUGCGCACGUCACAUUGGAGUUCCAUGAAUCCAGAGAAGCAAAUCCAGAGAAAUUCAACAGUCGAUUUCGAAAUAAAAUGUUCUAUGCAGGGGCAGCUUUUUCUGAUUUCCUACAGAGAAGCUCUAGAGAUUUAUCCAAACAUGUUAAAGUUGUCUGUGAUGGGACUGAUCUUACCCCAAAGAUCCAGGAACUGAAGUUCCAGUGUAUAGUAUUUUUAAAUAUACCCAGAUAUUGUGCUGGCACAAUGCCCUGGGGGAACCCAGGAGAUCACCAUGACUUUGAACCUCAGCGUCAUGAUGAUGGUUAUAUUGAAGUCAUUGGAUUCACCAUGGCAUCUUUG